Belonocnema kinseyi is the source of this 2347-nucleotide messenger RNA. RefSeq names its product zinc finger protein 208-like. Gene Ontology annotation, molecular function: RNA polymerase II transcription regulatory region sequence-specific DNA binding; DNA-binding transcription factor activity, RNA polymerase II-specific. Gene Ontology annotation, cellular component: nucleus. Gene Ontology annotation, biological process: regulation of transcription by RNA polymerase II. The transcript is spliced from 6 exons. NCBI's taxonomy places the organism in Eukaryota, Metazoa, Arthropoda, Insecta, Hymenoptera, Cynipidae. The record is from RefSeq and is a predicted model, not a curated record. The coding region runs from base 1 to 1380 and encodes 459 amino acids.
AUGGCGAUCCGUCAGCUUUACGAGGGGAAAUUUGGCAAUGGGGGCAAAGCAACCAGGAAGACGGUUAUUAAAUGGGCAUCGCCCUCAUGGAUUGUUGUUUCUGCCAUGUUACAAUUUACCCAUUGCCUGAAAACCUCUCUGGAAACUCCACUAUGUGAUUGGAGUGCCACCCCUGUGCUUCUAGAGCCACUGAGACGGUCUGAGUUUGACACCAGCGAUGAUCAUUAUCAGUUCGCCACUUUUGACUGCAGUCGUUGUCAUCGUCAGUACUCUUCAAUGAAAAGCCUCAGACGUCACGUUUUCCACUGUGGGAAAGUAGUUCGCAGUGCCUUAGGGCACACAGGUCGCAUUCAGUACUUCGAUGAAAACGGAGAUCAAAGGCAAUUUGUUUGCACCUAUUGCAGUAAAGCCUACAGAUGGAAGAAGGGAUUAAAAGUGCACCAGAUUCGUUGUGAAGCCAAACUGGAACAAGAUCGUCGAGAUGGAAGAGUGCCUGAAGAAGCUACCGAAAAAGCUAUUGAAAAAGCUACCGAAAAAGCUACUGUAAAGGCUACUGAAAAAGCUACUGAAAAAUAUCCUUUAGAAACCCCGCGAGCUCCUCCAGAAUUUACUAAUCUCAAUAUUCCACCAGUAAUUAUCAAAAAUUCAACUUCAGGUCGUUUCCAAUGUAUUUUGUGCCGAAAAAGAUACAACUGGCUGAAGAAUCUAAAACGUCAUCAAGUUGUCUGUCGCCAAAAGAUGUUGACUAAACAACGUUGGAAGGAUUGCAAAGUAAUGCUGGAACCACUGAGUUCAGAAAGUAAACCAAAUGUGUCUGCCCAGAAUUUCAAAUGCGUUAAUUGUGGAAGGGAAUAUAGAUGGUUGAAGGCCUUCAAACAACAUCAGACAAAUUGCGAACCUAAGGAGAGAGGAAAUCAGUGGAAUAUCAGUGAUACUUCUGGAACACAAUAUGAUAAUGUAAUUGUCAAUGUUGAUGAUGUAGAUACUGAUGAAGAAGUCGAUGUAGUUGAUGUUAAAGUUGAUGUUGAAAUCUUAGAUGUCGAAGAAUUCCAGAGCGAGACAAAUUUAAUUUCUAAUCAGGAAGUUAAAAAACCGAGUAAAACCCAAAAAGGCUUGAAACAGGAUGGAUCGGGCGAUUCCUACAAGUGCGCUCUUUGUGGAAAUGAAUACAAGUGGAAGAAAAAUUGGAAGCGACAUUAUUUAAAAUGUAGCGUAGGAGGCCGACAUGCUGGUGCAGAGGUUGGAAAGAGACAAUUUGGGCUGAAAGCGGAAUGCACUAUAAGACAACAACUGGAUUUGAGAAAACUUAUGAAGAAUCUCACAACGAACUUCAAGGGAAAUUUCAAUGCCCUCUAUGUGGAAAACUUUAUAAAUGGUUGAGACAUCUAAAUCGCCAUAGAGACAUUUGUGGCGAUAAAAAUAAUCCAAAAUUUUCUUGUCAGAUUUGUAACACUGCAUUUACUCGUGCAGAUACACUCACGCGUCAUUAUAAGCGCAAACAUCUUACAAAUGAACAAAUCAACUGAUUUAUCAAAGAGAUUUAAUAAAUAUAUAUUACAUAAUACAUUGCACAAUAUAUGUAUAGGACAUGCAAUAAAAAAUUUUCCUCCCCAAUCAAAUUCAUUUUUAAUGUUGAAAAUCGCUAAACAAUUACGUUCAGUAGAGUCUCUCACUAAGCGCCCGGUGCUCGGGGCGGUUGUCCUCACUAAGCGCCCGCUUAUUUGAACCACCCCCACCUGCUGUUAUUAAAGGAUAAAUCAAAUAUCGUCUCGCGCAUGCGCAUCUCAUGCCACGGUCUAGGUGCUUACCGAAUGUAGAAGUAAUAAAAGUGAGAGGUACUUGGCGAGAAAAGGCGCUUGGUGAGAUUCUAUUGUACUUCAUUUGAUUGUGAGUAUAAUAUUUGAGAGUGGCUGUAACUUUUACUAACAUGUGUGUAUUUUUUGUCAAUAGUUUUUUCUGAUGUUGGUUCCUGGGCUACAAACGCAGUUCCUGUCACACGACUAGUUGACUCAAGACUUAUGCAAAUCAAUAAUUUUGAAGACUAUGAUCCCGAAGCUGCGAAUCAAAAUCCUAUAAAAUGUGCCAAUUGUGGAAAAACGUAUACAUGGCUUUACAGUUUGAAACGUCAUUUGUUGAGUUGCGGAAACAAUGAGGCAAAAUAUGUUUGCCAAUUUUGCACUGACAAAUUUUUUAAUUCUGACCGGCUCAGAUAUCACAUGAGAACUGUUCACAAUUUUAACAAAAGUCAGAAGAAAUGGAACUAUGUAAUCAAUCUAUUUAUUUUGGGGAUAACAAAAGCUUCCAGAAUCAGAUUCUAAUCUUAACAAAAAGAAUGGCUUGACGCAAA